Messenger RNA from Pararge aegeria (speckled wood butterfly), 7550 nucleotides. RefSeq names its product blastoderm-specific protein 25D (gene Bsg25D). The record is from RefSeq and is a predicted model, not a curated record. Bases 139 to 2514 code for a protein of 791 amino acids. Lineage: Eukaryota; Metazoa; Arthropoda; Insecta; Lepidoptera; Nymphalidae. Gene Ontology annotation, biological process: microtubule anchoring at centrosome. The transcript has 8 exons. Gene Ontology annotation, cellular component: centrosome.
UCCAGCUAUUACUAAAAUUUGAGUCCAGUUGUUCUCGAUAGUAAUAUUUUCUUAGCAUGCAACAUGUGAUCUCCCCGAUGUAAAUAACGAGCUCAAUGCGCUUUCCAUGGCUCAUCCGUUGUCAGUCAAGCUCGAGAUAUGGACAGCGCGCCCCCCAAUCAGUACGAGCAACAGCUGUACAGUGCAUUCAAAACCUUCGACGUAGCCGACGAGGACGCGCUGGACCGGCGCGCCGCGCUGCAGCUGUGUGACUCGUUGCAGCUCGAGGACCGCGGCGCUGCGCUCGUAGACUCGCUGUUCCGCAGCCGCGAGCGCGCCACCUUCGCGCAGUUCCGUUCCGGCCUGCUGGCCGCGCUGGACGCGCCCGCCAGCGACGACGACUCGUCAGGCCGCGAGGUGGCCCCAAAGUUCGUGUUCGGCGCCAAGAAGUACGGACGCCGCUCGCGCCCACCGCGCGCCGCCACCGUCGCCACCCGUCCCCGCGGCGCCUCCGAGUCGCGCCUGGACGCCGUGCGCGCGCGCCAGCGCCUGCACUGCAAGCGCAGCGCCUCCGCCAUGGAGAGCCGCGACGACGCGCCGCGUCUGCAGCACGACCGCCCCGUGGACCGCGCGCGCGCGCUCGAGUUGUGCCGCGGCCUGCGCAUGGGCGGCGUCGACCGACAGCUCGUCGACCGCGUCUUCGACAGCGCAGCCGAGGAGAUUUCGGUCGGCGAGUUUUUCGACCGGCUCAACGCAUCGCUGGCGGACUCGCUCGCUUCGCCGGACGCGGAGCCGGCGGACGCGGCCGACGCGCUGGGCGGCGACGCGGUGGCCGAGGCGUGGGAGCGCGCCGGCGUGCCGCGGCCGCGCCGCCUGCUGGCCGAGCUGGGCUUCGCGGGCGCGGCGCUGCGGCCGCAGGAGCUGGAGCGCGCGCUGGACGCCGAGCUGCGCGCGCUGGGCGGCGCCGACGCGCCCGACGCGCGCGCUCUGCUGCUGCUGGCUGCGGCCGCGCUGGCGCGCCUACGCCUGGACGCGGCGACGCGCCAGCUGGGCGGCGCGCGCGCCGAGCGGGACAAGCUGCGCGACGACCUGGCCGAGGCCAACCGGCGCGCGCGCGAGCUGGCGCAGGACGUGGACGACAACCACGCGCGCAUCGAGGCCGAGUUGCAGGCCGGCCUGCGCCAGCUGGAGGCGCGCCACGCGGACGCCGCUCGCGCGGCCGCCCUCGACGCAGCGGCCGAGCGCGAGCGCACCGCGGCGCUGCGGCGAACGCUCGCUGAGGAGACGGCGCGCCGCGCGGACGCGGAGGCGCGCUUGCGGUCGGAGACUGCCGCGCUGCAGGAUCAAGUGCGGGAGCUGCAGGAGCGGGCCAAGCGGCAGGAGGGCAGCGCGGCGGCGGAGCGGCGGGCGGCGGCGCGCGCGGCCGACGACGCGGCGGCGGCGGCGCGGCGCGAGGCGGCGGCGGCGGAGAGCGCGCGCGCGGACGCGGCGGCGGCCAGCGCGCGCGCCGACGAGCUGCGCGCCGAGCGACAGCGCCUGCGCGACCGCCACGACGAGCUGGAGGCCGCGCUGGAGGCCGCGCUGCAGGCCAGUGCGCGCCGCGCCGCGUGCGCCGGACGCGCCGAGGCCGCGCGCGCCACCGAGACUCCCGAAUCGUCAUUACUUGCAAUAGAAAGGAAGCUGUAUUUGAGUGAAGUUGUGGAAAAACUGCAAGCAAUAAUCCCUAAUGAAAGCCUACCGCUGCAAAAUGAAAAUGACUGUCCCCAAUGCGCCGUAAUGCGACAGACCAUAGCCACGUUCAGAAAAGCCGUACACGACCUGAAUGCCGACGAAGACUCCCCGGCUGGCGGGGGCGCUGCGCGGGAGGCGGGCGCGCAGGCGCAGUGGGACGCGGAGGUCGAGGUCCUGAGGAAGCAGCUGGCGGAUGUGAAGCAGAAACACGAGAGUGAUAAGCAGGACAUGUCUGCGGUGAUCAAGGAGCUGGAGUCUAGCCUCGAGCAGAUGAAGGCCGAGUACGAUCGCUGCGAGGAGUACUGGUCCUGCAAGCUGGACGACGAGCGAGAGAUAUUUGCGGAGGACCAGCGUGCCGGGGACGAGCGGCUGUCGGAGCUGGUGUCGAAGAUCGCGGAGUACGAGCGCCAGUUCGCGCGGCCGGGCGCGCUGCCCACCAUCGCCGAGAGCGCCGCGCUGGAGCAGCAGGUGGCCGCGCUGGAGCUGGAGGCCCGCCAGCGCGCGGCCGCGGCCGACGAGCAGCUGGCCGCGCGGGCGGAGCAGGUGCAGCGGCUGCAGCUGCAGCUGGAGCGGCUGGAGCGGCGCGCGCCCGAGCCCGGCGCCGCGCACGCGCAGAGCCCGUGCGGGCGCGUGUCGCAGGCGUGCGGGUGCGGCGGGCGCGAGGCGGGCGCGCUGCGGGCCCGCGCCGCGCGCGCCGAGCGCGCCGCUCAGCGCCUGCACGCGCGCCUCGCCGCCGCGGACCUGCUCGUCAAGGACCUGUACAUCGAGAACUGCCGCCUGGCGCACCUGCCGCACCUGCCGUGACGGCGGCACCGGCUUACAAACGUUUUAACGAGCGCUUCUUGAAACCUUCGCGACACAAUUGCUCUCGUGUAGGUUAAGCGCUUUCCAUUUUUGUAACAAUAACAACGCCUGGAAAAUCGGAAUCGAAUCCAACUGUAUGUGAAAUUUAUUUACUUUAAUAAAUUUUUACAUCUAUUUUUUUAAGUGGUACGGACGGACAGACGAACCGACGGCACGCAUUAAACGGUCGCGGCCGCACGGGCUCGCCAUCCGUACGCUCCGUACCACCGACGCGGGGCGCCCCCGCCUCACCGGCGCUCGCCACGUCGCGACGCAAGAAAAAACUUUACGGGAUAUUUUAGCACUUUUACAGUAGACUCUGAAAAUGUAAACCGCCGUGUUGUGAGAUGGCGCGUAAUUCAGGGGCCAACAAGAUUGGACAUUAUUGUAAGUUUGAGUAUAAUAAGUCACAAGUUUGUAAGCUCCCAAACUUUGUUAUAAAGCGACGCGUUCGACUGGCGCUGCGCAAUUAAUUCCACCGCCUUGUACACAACAAAGGGACACACAUAGUGGUAUCAAAAUGUCUCUGGAAAAGUAGAAAAGUGAAACUAUCCGUAGCUCAUAUAUACCGAUUCUAUAAUUAAUACAAACGUGAAUAUUCUAGAAUUCAAAACUAAUUUGCUUCAGUCGUGUUUGCCGUUCGCUAGCGUGCCCGCAGCACGUGCUAGGAGCGGGUUCAGCGCUCGCGGCCGCACUCGAGCGCCCCUCUGGCUGCUGCCAUGUAGCCGCCGCUGCAACGCGCUGCCCGCACGUUCACUUAAUAAUACUGAGCGUUUGGCUCAAUCAUACAACAAAUUAUAUCGUCUUAAAUCGACGGACCCAUAGUAUUUUUCGUUAUAACGCAUUUCUAGGUCUUAUUUGGAUUAUUUUAAGUUUCGAAGCAGUUGAAUUAAUGUUAUACUUUACGAUUAUUGUUCCAAUAAACUGAAUUACCGAAACAUCGAACGCUACCGCCACCGCCGUGUCGCUCCCACUCGCAAUUUUUUUUUUAUACAUAAUUAAAAUAUCAUUCAAAAGUAAUUUAUGCCAAAUUAAAAAACUAAAUACCUAUUGUAACUCACAAUUAGCAAUAAAGCACCGUGGGAUGAGGGAAGAAAAAAAUAAACUUUAUACAGCUAAUAAAUACAAACUACUGAAGGAGAUAGUCCUUUUCGGAUCUUAAAGUAAAAUAUCGGGCCUACUCCAUAAGCAUUGUAACCAUUGCUUAGCCAACUUGGCCGUGAAAAUUAUUAGAUGCAAUCCGAAGCUUUUUUAGUUGAGCUGCAUGUAGGAAUAGUGUCCCGCUGGGGCUGUGUACGAUAUUUGAACUUUAUAAAUAUAUUGAACAGAAAUAAGACUGUGUACACAGUGCCCGUCCGUCUAUGUGACGGCGUAGUACUCGGCUGGUUGCGCAUUGCGCAGUCGAGAAUACAGAUGUCGGUGGCGGCGAAAACCUCUGCCGAAUUGGCAUUAAUUCCAAAAUAGUUGGUAGGUGGAAGUGGACGUGGUUGCGUCUCCCCUUGUUCCCAAGCGGCCCGACGCGGGCGCCGCCAGCCCGCAGAGCAGUUGAACACCUUCAGUGUGCUGCUGAGCCGCGCCGCAACGUCACGGUGCCAAGUGUGAGAUUAGCCACCUACGUUUUGUAUAGAAUGGUAGGAGCGCCAUCUAGUUACAAUACUGGGAAAUCGUAACAUCACUAGAUGGCGCUCCUACCUAACUUACACGCGAUAAGUAAACGUAGGUGGAAAACCUCACGCUUGGCACCGUACUCUGCACAAGUUCAUUGUAGAGUAGCGUAGAUAGAUCGAUAAAGUGCCUUUAUGAUAAUGAAUACGAAUCUAAUUAGUAAUGUAUAAAUGUGUAUAAUAGUGAUGUAUCUGUUGACCGUUGUUGUUGUUAUAUUAUCAGGACUGCUUCCUGACGCCGCACUUGUUAGACUUCAGCAACAAUGAUGGCGGGCGCCAGAAUCAUUUGUGCGUGUAACAACAAUGAAAUAGCACAAGUUAGGGUUCCGAAUCUCACCAAAUACUAGUUCUAAUGUUGUUUAUCUGGCUGUCCUGCUGUCUUCAGCCAUUUAAUUGCCAAACCUGUGCCGCUGACAUUUAGCGUAGUUUGUGAAAGUUGAGCGCUACCCAGGCGCGUCUUGGGAUGCGAGAGUAAUACACAGGAAACUCAAGGGUACGACGACGGAACCCUAUCUUGCGCGAGUCCUGACGCGAACUCGACCAGUUGUUGUAAGUUAAUUAUCUUUUCAAAGGUUACUGUAGCUUUUUUUAUAUUAGUAGCAUUUCUUAUAUUUUUUAAACUUUGAAUAUGUUAUAAAUAUAAGUAGAUAAAUAGUCAUUGCUUAGCGUCAGUGGAAAGUAUUACUCUGCAAAUAACGACUUUGACAUAGCCAAGCACUGUCACUCGUACCAACUUCAAUAUACGGGUUUUAAGAGCAUUGCUUUGCCAUAGUUCAAGGCAAAGUACAAGUUUCCCUGCAUUUUAUGGAAGCAUUAACAACAUGCUCAAUUGUAAGGCAACCAAAAUAAACAGAAACUGAAUGAAUAUCACUCAUUCUCUCUCGUCUCAUAUAAAACUUGAUCACAUCAUUGUAUUGUUUUAAUUAUACUUUCCAAAUCAGAAUCCAUUGUUGUCCAAUGUAUACUUAGAACUUGCUUAGUCCACAAAUUUCUGUACUAUGAAUUAGCUAAGCAUUGGCUUGGUAUUAGGUUGGCUUUCAACGAAAGUAAAUUCUUAAGUACCGUCUAUUUAUGUGAUUCUCAGCACAUACUUGGCAUAAGCCAUCACUUAGCAACGACUAUUUAUCCGGUCCUUAAAGUUAAAUGUUUAUAAAAGACACGAUACUGUAACUUGUGAUCUGAAGAUAAGAAAUUUUUUUUUAGUGGUUCAAUUAUCAUGGCAUAACUUGUUAUUGUAUAAAAGGGGUUUAUUUUUAAUGUAGGUAUUAAGUCACCUAGGCAGUUCACAAAGAUAAGUAACGCCGCUACUCAGAACGCGCUAUGGCGACGAUGGUGUAUUUGUGAAAAUGAAUUUUCUACCGCUUCUCCUUACUGAGAUCAUUAUUUAAAAAAAUUAGUCAGUGAAAUGUGUGGUGACAACUAUAUACACACAUGUGUGUAUGUGUUUCAUGUCAAGUCUUUUACUGUACGCUACACGCACUUUCAAGUACUAGUGAUGCUGUUUAUUAGUGUCAUCGUGAUCAUAGUUCAGCCCUUCCAAGUGAUCGCGGUUAUUCACAAUUCAAUGAAAAUCAUAUCGAUCGCAAAUGGAAUAUUUUCGUAAUAAUAACCAUAUGAACGUUUUUUAUUGACUUGAUUCAGUAGCAACUGAACUUGUGGUGUUAUUAUUGUAAAUGAGUGCGAGCCAAUCCGGAUGAUUUCUGUUGCCGAGUCAUCCGACCAAGUCAACGUCCUUGUAGACGCGAAGGCAAGCGUUUUAGUCAAACUAAAUCUCAGUAUGCUCAGAGACACGUCACCAACAGCUGAGAACACUGCGUGUGGAUUUGUUUGCGUUGCGUGUAGUACGUGGGCCGCGUUGUCAAUUAUGUAUACUUGCAUGAAGCGUAGAUAUUACUUUGCCUAAGUGUCUGCCUAUACGAUAGGUGUGUUGAUAGAUUUAAGUUCAAAGUGAUCUGGGGGAACUCCCAUUGUUCACGCUUUUUCUCCUAUUUUCAUACAAUUACUAAAAUGACCAAUAUCAUUUAUAUUAUAUUAUAUAUUAUAAAAUUAGGAAAGAAAUUGUACGAAAUAGAUUUCAUAUAAUGUUCAGCUGUACAGUUUGUAAUGUAAUGUUUAUAUAAGGAAGUUCAGGAUUGCUAGGAUCGCGAUCGGAGGUAAUGGUAAGCGAAAAUAAUGUUUAGUAAAAGUUAUGUUAUAUUUUUACAAUGUUUUCAACCCACUAACACUGUUCUAUCCCUAUCAAUUAAGUUUAGGUUAGAGGUUUGUAUGCAACUGCCCUCGGGGUUGAUUGUUUUCAUCAUAACGGUUUUCAAGCAUGAACUCGUUCAGAUGGAAAGCCGUUAUUUUACUGAGCAUUGUUAAAAAGUUGUAAGUCUCGGAGCGAUCAGUGAUAAAGAAUAGAGAUUUUCGUUUAAAGCAAGUGUAACGACGGUUAAGGAAAUAAUUUAUUAAACAAAUGAAUGAUUAUUGUACUGGUUUGAACGCAAAUAGUUUAAUUAUGGAAAGCUUGAAAUAAAAAGAAAUGUCUUCCUUUGUUUGACGUAACCUGUCGACGUAUCAGCAUCGGCCUCUGGCAGCAGUUUUGGCGCAGAUUCAAUGCACAAUAAUGAUUUGCAAUACCUAGUUGGUCAGGAACCUGCGCUAACGAACAGUACGAAGCCUAAACUUUUCAUUGGGAUUCAUCGUUGUCUCAUUUAAACGAAUUGUCUCGCAUCACCGACCGCUCUCGAAGUCUUUUCCUAGAUUUAAGCUGGACGGUGUUCGACGAAUUUUUUUGGAUAUACACUGUCCAUGUGCUAAAAUAAAUAAAUAUCUACAUAUUGUGUGCACCUCGUAUCCGGGUUGUGUUCCUGCGAUUUUGUGAUAGUUUUAUGUAGUGUGUAGUACGUCAGCUUCUGACACGAUCUUCCCAGUUGCUCCGCACUAGUUGACGCGGGGCGAGUGCGGUCGUCCACCACUAUAUAAAAGUUAUAAAUUUGUUUAUUCUAUGAUGCGUAGGCGCGUUUGACAUCUCUCAACUACCGGGCCACCCCACGACGACUACGCUGGCAUGCAUAAAAAAUGGGAAAGAUAUAUUUCCGUUAUUUCUGUGAGGUCGGUCUCGCGCGGCAGCCGCUGUGUGUGCGUGCAUCGUUCGUAGUACAAUAAUCAACUACGAGUACGAGCCGCCGGCGCGCCCUGCGACGAGGCUGGCCUGCGGUCAUGCGUUGCAGCAAUGUAUCACCACUAAGACUGCCGACGGUGAUUGGUGCCGCGGUCGUACACGGCGUGUGCCUUGGGUUCGGAGAUUGUAAAUUAACAAAUUAUCAUUUAAUAAUAAAAUGUUGAUUAUAA